Molecule: messenger RNA, 987 nt
Organism: Hippocampus zosterae (dwarf seahorse)
Lineage: Eukaryota; Metazoa; Chordata; Actinopteri; Syngnathiformes; Syngnathidae
Product: glucagon-1-like
Exons: 4
Coding region: 608-943 (111 amino acids)
Biological process (GO): positive regulation of insulin secretion involved in cellular response to glucose stimulus; adenylate cyclase-modulating G protein-coupled receptor signaling pathway; negative regulation of apoptotic process
Cellular component (GO): extracellular region
Molecular function (GO): hormone activity; glucagon receptor binding
Source: RefSeq, a predicted model, not a curated record
AUAGCUCAAAUGCUAACGUGUUAAUCGUUGUUAUGCUAACAAAACAAAAGAGCAUCAUGGUUGGCAUAUUUUCGAUGAUGCCCAAUAAUGUCCAAUGUGAAUUGAAUCCAAAUUAUUGGGAACUGUAUUAAUAUGAUGACAUCCACUAAAUAAAUAAAGAACUAAAUAAUUCCACCUUGUGUCUCGAAGCGACAUCUAUCUUUUGAUGGGGCAUUUGGGGGGAUUUAACAGUGUGGAAUUCUAUCAAAAACAGCUGCAAUUCCUUUUAAAUGAAAGCUGAAAGACUGUAUGUCCACACAUCAUUUCUUUUAUGUUAAAUCCAGUGUGGUGGCUUAUAAAACAAAAACUGAUGAAACUCAGUAGGCCACAGACAAGGAAUUUGUUCCUCACACCUGCUGCUGUCUAAAGAAGCCAGAGUUGAGUUCUGACCCUUGACCUACUUGGAGAGGACACCACGCCACCUUGUCACCGUGUUUCCGAUGCGUCCAUAAUGAGGAAGAGGGUCAUGUUCCGUGAGAGGUGACUGCAGGCCACUGAAGCACACCUGCAGCCUUUAUUAAGUCAUCACAACACCGGAGGUCCACUCUCAGACCUUCGCACUGGCUUCAUGCCCUCCAAACGGUGUUGCACUUCACUUAAGGCUGCUCGAGGUGAUCGGAGGAUGGUACUUCUCAUGUGGUGCAUGCUUGUCCCCAUCUUCUUUUCGACCAGUACGGAGGUUGUGCUGGAUAAAAGUAGUCACCUGACCAGAUUGCAUUCAUAUCAGAUGGAAAAGGGACAACACAUAUUCAAGAACUACAAGAGGCAUUCUGAAGGGACCUUUGCCAAUGACCUGACUGGCCACCUGGAUAAAAUGAAGGCCAAGGACUUUGUGGCGUGGCUGACCACUACUAAGAGAGAAAGAUGUCACAGAAACUUGCUUCAGAUCGCAACAGAAGUAUAAGAGCAUGUCCAAGAAGCAUGCAAGAAUAUCCGCAUUGAAAGUCA